AGGAUUGCACUGUCUUGUUAUCGAUUUAUCGAAUGUGCAUGAAGAAUUGUAUACUUUAUUGACAACUAAAAAAAAAGAGAGUAAAUUUAAUGGAUCAAAUAUUGGCCGCCAUUCAAGAAGCCGCACUGCAGCAGCAUUUGUGCAACACAGCCGGUGGCAUGCAGCUGCCAUUUAUGCAGUUGCCAUUUCCUCUCUGCCAGCAACCGAUGAUGAAAUUCGCUGGUGGCUAUUCACAAUAUGGAAAUCCAACCCAAUCUGCACACGAUGUGUCUGAUUUAGUGGAGGAUGAGGAUGAGGACGAUGAGGAACAAAUUCGCACGCUCUUCUGCAAUAACCUGGACGAACGGGUGAGCGAAGAAAUACUCUACGAGGUGUUUCUGCAAGCGGGUCCCAUUGAAAAUGUUCGCAUUCCUUUGGACAAUGCGGGACGUCAACGGAAUUUUGGAUUUGUGACCUAUCAGCACAAGAGUGCGGUUCCCUACGCAGUGGAUCUCUAUCAGGGAUUAGAACUGUUUCAAAAGAAGCUUACAAUCAGGCAGCAAUGCGUCGAGAAACCCAAACAUCAGCAGGGCAGAUCACGUAAUCCAUUUUCACAGGAUUUUGCCACGCCGGCAGCGCAGGGAAAUGAGCAUGGAGGAGCUCCUCGUCAUGCCCGCCAUAGUAUGCAUGAUAUCAACAGUCAUUAUGCCCAAAACAAAUACAACAAUGAUCUGAGAAGGAGGAGCGAUAGCGCCGUCGUCGAUCGCAAUCGGCCGAGAGCCCAUCAACAGCAGCAGCAUAACAAUAGUGGCGGCAAUCGGAGAUCGGAUCAACGAUAUAAUCAUGGCAAACGAAGAUUAAUCUAGACUUAUUUGCUAGAUAGAUAACGUCUGCAUGCAAUAUAUACUUGUUUUUUAAGAUUUUUUAAUCCUUAAAUAGAUAUAUGUGGAUCAGCAAAACGAAGAUUACUCUACGAUGAAUAUUAUAUUUGUCAAGUAAAUGUUAGUUUGCUCGUCAAGCAUUUUAUAUUAAUUUAAUUUUGUAACAUUUAUUUGAUAAGUUCUUAAGGUAGAUAAAGAAAAUUGUUU
Drosophila grimshawi is the source of this 1067-nucleotide messenger RNA. Its product is annotated as RNA-binding protein 7. Bases 90 to 845 code for a protein of 251 amino acids. Gene Ontology annotation, biological process: regulation of alternative mRNA splicing, via spliceosome. The transcript has a single exon. Gene Ontology annotation, molecular function: single-stranded RNA binding. NCBI's taxonomy places the organism in Eukaryota, Metazoa, Arthropoda, Insecta, Diptera, Drosophilidae. The record is from RefSeq and is a predicted model, not a curated record. Gene Ontology annotation, cellular component: nucleus.